Molecule: messenger RNA, 2473 nt
Organism: Globicephala melas (long-finned pilot whale)
Lineage: Eukaryota; Metazoa; Chordata; Mammalia; Artiodactyla; Delphinidae
Gene: BHLHE22
Product: basic helix-loop-helix family member e22
Biological process (GO): positive regulation of transcription by RNA polymerase II; axon development; sensory organ development
Cellular component (GO): nucleus
Molecular function (GO): E-box binding; protein dimerization activity; DNA-binding transcription factor activity, RNA polymerase II-specific
Source: RefSeq, a predicted model, not a curated record
UUUCCACGGGACUCCCAGGCUUCGCCGCCGAUCUACAAUUUGCUGAAGGAGCAAAGAACAUCCUCGGCUCUAAGUAGGGCUUUUAGUGUGCUCAUUGAUGAGUGAAAGUCGCCACACAUGUCAAGCUAAAGGCAGUUGUUGGGUUACUAACAGGACCCAGCGCCUUGCAAACAUAUGCGCUAAGCUGUGUAUACAGAUGGCAGGCAGAAUAAUGGAGCAGGCGCCUUUUAUAAAGCUCUAGCUGCUGCCUGUCUUCAGACCUGGGAAAUGAAACUAUUCAGACUCGCGGCCAGAUAGCGCCUGCGAUUGUUUGUUACCGUUUUAAUCCUAUUAAUUAAAACGUUAACCUGAUUGGGUAGAAAGCUCUGUCCCAACAGGCGACUCUUCUUCAUAAUAACCUACUCAGAGAUAAUGAUGUAAAAGACUCCCCCGUCUGUGGCGGCGGCUGGUUGAUGGGUCCGGAAAUCUCUUGAAGGUGAAUCCAAGCAAGAUAAACGGUGCGGAGAGAAGGCGCGGGGCUGGGCUCAGAGCGGCGGCGGCGGCGGCGGCGGCUCCACUCCCUCCGCGCCCACCCUCCCACCAUGCGGGGCCGCGGCCCAUGGUGAGCCCCAGCAGGCAGCACCAUCGGCUGGAGACGAAGAAGAAGAAGAAGAGGAGGCGGCGAGCGCGGGGGAAGGCGAAAAAGAAAAAGAAGGGGAGAGGGCUGCCAGCAGCACCGGGACCGACGCGCGCACCAGCCCCAGAGCCCGGCUCGGGCGCGGCUGCGGCGCCGCCCGACUCCCGAGCCCAGGCGGCGGCGGCCGGCGCUGGACCAUGGAGCGCGGGCUGCACCUCGGCGCGGCCGCCGCGGGCGAAGACGACCUCUUCCUGCACAAGAGCCUGAGCGCCUCCGCCGCCAAGCGCUUGGAGGCGGCUUUCCGCUCCCCGCCCCCGAGCAUGGACCUGUCCCUGGCGCCGCCGCCUCGGGAGCGCCCGGCGUCCUCCUCCUCGUCGCCUCUGGGCUGCUUCGAGCCGGCUGACCCCGAAGGGGCAGGGCUGCUGUUGCCGCCGCCCGGGGGAGGCGGCGGCGGCGGCGGCGGCGGCGGCGGGGUGGGCGUCCCCGGGCUGCUCGUGGGCACCGCCGGCGUUGGGGGCGAACCUAGCCUGAGCAGCCUGCCGGCUGGGGCCGCUCUGUGCCUCAAAUACGGCGAGAGCGCCAGCCGGGGCUCGGUGGCCGAGAGCAGCGGCGGCGAGCAGAGCCCCGACGACGACAGCGACGGCCGCUGCGAGCUGGUUCUGCGGGCCGGCGGCGCCGACCCGCGGGCCUCCCCGGGCGCGGGAGGCGGCGGCGUCAAGGCGGCCGAAGGCUGCUCCAACGCCCACCUCCACGGCGGCGCCAGCGCCCCCCCGGGGGGCCCGGCCGGCAGCGGCGGCGGGGGCAGCAGCGGCGGGGGCAGUGGCGGCGGCGGCGGCGGCAGCGGCGGCGGCAGCAGCAGCAAGAAAUCCAAAGAGCAAAAGGCGCUGCGGCUCAACAUCAACGCCCGGGAGCGCCGGCGGAUGCACGACCUGAACGACGCGCUGGACGAGCUGCGCGCGGUGAUCCCCUACGCGCACAGCCCCUCGGUGCGGAAGCUCUCCAAGAUCGCUACGCUGCUGCUCGCCAAGAACUAUAUCCUCAUGCAGGCGCAGGCCCUGGAGGAGAUGCGGCGCCUCGUCGCCUACCUCAACCAGGGCCAGGCCAUCUCGGCCGCCUCCCUGCCCAGCUCCGCGGCGGCGGCGGCGGCGGCCGCUGCCCUGCACCCGGCGCUCGGCGCCUACGAGCAGGCUGCCGGCUACCCGUUCAGCGCCGGGCUGCCCCCGGCCGCCACCUGCCCGGAGAAGUGCGCCCUGUUCAAUAGCGUCUCCUCCAGCCUCUGCAAACAGUGCACGGAGAAGCCUUAAACACCCCCCACCCCCCGAAAAACAUAAGACCGACCCCAAAGCUAGAGGACAGUGAAAAGCUGCUCCCCACCCCCCUUUAUUUGGUCCUCUCGUAGUCGUGAAACAUUUGCAGAGAAAACAAAAGCAGAGGCGAGAACUGCGGAGAGCUAUCAGAGACAAACGGGACUUCUGGCCUCGACAUCCCCAGAAUCUCGGUCUUCGGGGUGGGGAGGGAGGGAGGAGGGAGGUGGAGUUGGGAUAGAGUAUGGAUGUCUUUUUUUCUCGGAAAAGUGGCAACUUUGGUGGCAGCCUAGACCGCGAGGAAGCAGAGUUUUCCUUUAAGGGUAAAAAAUAAGUUGAGAAGUAGGUGUUAUUAAGCGUGGAGAGUAUUACGUGGCAAAAUAGUAAUCCUACUAAUAAUUGUGAAUUUGGCCAGUGCUGAGGGGGAGAGGAGUCGUCCGGGGUUGGGUGGCUUGUGGCACGGAAUAUUCAUUCAGACAAAUCAGAAAGGGCACUUGAAAAUAAAUUUUGAUUCUGAGCCAGGAGAAAAACUUGAAAUGUAGAUUUAUUUAAA